AUGUGUGUGCUGACAACAAACGCCAAAGGUCCAGCAAGCUCCAAAGUACCUUGGUGUGCGUCUGGAUCGGACACUGACCUUCAGACAACAUCAAGAGGAAGUCAUGGCCAAGGUGACAUCUAGGGUUUCUCUGAUUUGACGCCUUGCUGGAACAACUUGGGGAGUGUCUGCUAAGACUCUGCGAAUAUCAACCCAAGCCCUGGUAUUCUCUGCAGCGGAAUACUGCGCCCCUGUCUGGUGUGGAAGUCCGCAUGCAAGCAAGGUUGACGUGGCUAUCAACAGCGCACUCCGAAUUAUAACUAGAUGCCUGAAGCCUACACCAGUGUCCUUCUUGCCAGUCCUCACGGAAAUAGCCCCAGCCGGCCUCCAACGGGAGGCUGCCACCCUUGCCCUGGCCAAAGGCAUGAUUUGCAUAUCCGACACAACACCACAACAACAGCAGUGCCUCCAAGCAGACUCAAAUCCCGCCACCCCUACAACAAGGCAGCACAAGAGCUACUCAAUUCCACCUCUGAGGACAUCUCCAGAGAUGCUUGGCUGGCAGCAGCUUGGAAGUGGCGGUCAGCUGGGCCUUCUCGCAUCCAUUGUUACAUUCAGGACCCAGGAGGUGGCGCCAUCGGAAGAGACGACCUACCACGCCGACAAUGGACAACACUGA
This is a messenger RNA of Xyrichtys novacula (pearly razorfish), 658 nucleotides long. NCBI's taxonomy places the organism in Eukaryota, Metazoa, Chordata, Actinopteri, Labriformes, Labridae. The record is from the annotation of a GenBank genome assembly.